AUGCGAUACUUUUUAUCAUUAUUUUUGUAUUUUUUAUUAAUUCAUUCAGCGAUUUCAAUACAUAAUGAGGAAACACCAUUUGCAUAUCACAAGUGAGAUUAGACUUUCUGAAUCCCAAAAUUAAUUUUUUUUUAAUUAAUUUCAGUUUCAAACUAAUCCGAAUAAAUCCUGAAACUCAGGAGAAUGUUAAAUAUUUACGCGAACUUUACGAGGAUUCUUCACCAUAUGAGCUGGAUUUCUGGCAACCUCCGACACAGAUUGGUGCAAUUGUUGAUGUGACAGUUGCACCGUCUGAUGCACCAUUGUUUGUGAAGGAUUUGGAGGCGAAAGGGUUGAAUUAUAUUGUGGCGGUGAAUGAUUUAUCGAAGUGAGUUAGGGGUUCCAAACAUAGUCGCUCCGGGGACCCUUGAGUUAACCGCCCUUCUAGGAAAUAUUUUCAAAAAAUUAACCCCCCUAACCAACUUUUUGUGGGUUUUGGCCUCUAAAAGUAUGAAAUACUCCACAAUUUUGAAAAGUUAAGGGCCCUACCUUCAAAAAUGCCGCUAAAGUUAACCCCCCUCCGACCGAAUUCGGAGUCCCAUGGUUCCAAAGCUGCAGAAACCCGGAAAGCAAAAAUGGUUAAGGUUUAAACCCGAUCUAAAACCGAACCCAAAGAUCAAACAUCAAAAUUUUCUGCCCUAAAAUCAUUUUUAUGAUAUCUAGGUUCAAGGCUUCAGGGAGAACAGACCUCGGGGUUUCCAAAUAAAAUUUUUCAGAGCAAUCGAAAAUGAAAGGGGAGCUGAUGUAUUUUACAAUCCAUCAAGCGGCUUUGCUUAUGAUAAAUACAAUUCUCUGGAAGAAAUCCACACCGAGAUGAAAAGAUUGAAAAAAGAAUAUCCAACAAUGAUAACAUUGAUAGACAUCGGACAAAGUCAUGAAAACCGCACCCUUCUAGUCAUGAAAAUCACUGGAAAACGAAAUCCACUUGGCUCGAAAAUCUCAAUGUGGAUUGACGCCGGAAUUCAUGCGAGAGAAUGGAUUGCGCCAGCUACAGCGAUGUAUAUGGCACAUGAGCUGAUUAUUGGGUAUGAUAAUGAUGCGACAAUCGCGAAAAUGAUGGAUCAUAUUGAUUUUUAUUUCUUGCCAGUUAUGAAUCCGGAUGGUUAUGAGUAUUCGAGAUCGAAGAAUCGAAUGUGGAGGAAGAAUCGGAGCCCGGCAAAGUGUCAUCGACAACAUUUUAGCACUGUUUGUUGUCAAGGGGUUGAUCUUAACAGAAAUUUUGAUUGGUUCUGGGCAUGUAAGUUUAGCAAAUUCCUUUUUUCACAAUCAGAAAACUCUAUGUUUAGCAACCGGUUCAUCCAAUGACCCCUGCCACGACACUUUCCAUGGCACAGCUGCAUUUUCCGAACCCGAAUCUCAAGCAGUUCGAGAUUUCCUAGAGCAAAACACUCCGGAAGCCUUUAUCUCACUUCAUUCCUAUUCUCAAAUGUGGUUAAUUCCAUACGGACAUCGGAAACAAAGUUAUCCACAAGAUUAUCAUACUGGUUUGAGGCCAUUGGCACUUCGAGCAACAAAAGCGCUAUACGAAUUGUAUGGCACAAAAUAUCAAGUUGGAACUGGAGCCGAUCUUAUGUGUGAGUCCCUAGAUUUAUUGAUCUUACAAAUAUUUGUCAAAUUUUUAUAGAUGAGGCAUCUGGUGGUUCUCAUGAUUGGGCAAAGGGACAGUUGAAAGUUCCAUAUGCGUAUCUCAUCGAACUUCGCCCGAAAAACACAAUGCUUGGACAUGGAUUCUUAUUGCCUGAACGUGAAAUUGUUCCAACCGGACUCGAGACUUUCGAAUCGAUUAAAGUCGUUGCCGAUGAACUUAUCGCUCAAUUUGUUGAACCUGUGAUAAGAUCGAAAUUGAUUUCCAGUAAGCUAUUGAUUCGAGUAGGUAUGCAAAAAUCAAUGAUUUUCAGCACCUCCCCCAAUUCGUCGAGGUUAUUCAAUAAUUGAUACAACCACUACUACAAAAAUCGAACCUUCUACUGAAACAUCUACAGAAGCUGCAACCACAACCACAGAAGCGUCGACAACUACCCAGGAGUCCACUUCCACCUCGACUUCAACAACAACAUCCACCACAACUUCAACAACACCAGAACCUAUCACUGAAACCGAAGCCGAAACAUCUACAAUCGGUAAUAACAUCGAGGAAGAGGAAGCGACAACACAACCAUCAAUAAAAUGUGUAGACUACGGCGAUUAUUGUCGAUUGUGGGGUGUUCUACAACUUUGCUAUCGAGAUCAAGUCACCAAAUUGUGUCCGAAAACGUGUGACACAAGAUGCUCUUUUCAAUCUUAG
This is a messenger RNA of Caenorhabditis angaria, 2323 nucleotides long. NCBI's taxonomy places the organism in Eukaryota, Metazoa, Nematoda, Chromadorea, Rhabditida, Rhabditidae. The record is from the annotation of a GenBank genome assembly.